Molecule: messenger RNA, 845 nt
Organism: Bradysia coprophila
Lineage: Eukaryota; Metazoa; Arthropoda; Insecta; Diptera; Sciaridae
Source: RefSeq, a predicted model, not a curated record
AUUUUGAAUUUGUGUCUAUGUAAAUUAAGCAAUUUUGCUGAUUACGACUCGAUUAAAAUUAUUUUCAAAAAAUAUUUUCCUCAGUCAAUCGAGUUAGAUCGAAUAAGGAACAACCAAACGCUAAACUAUCCUCAGAAAAAAAUUGAUUAUCAAGGAUGAAACUAACACUCUUGUUGGUAACUUUCUUCGGAAUAUUCGGAUUGUCCAUUGCAGCUAUAACAAAUACAGGUGCCGCUAUAACAUCACAAGCAAUUACACCAGAUAAGACUGAAUACAGAUCUAAUGUUGGCACGGAACAACAUAAAUUCGGCUACGAGCUAUCGGAAAAUAAACACUUUCAUCACACAACCACCGAUGAUGAUGGAGUUAGAUUGGGAUGUUACGGGCAUGUACUUGAAGGAAAAAAAUAUUCGACUCAAUAUGUUGCAGACAUGAGAGGCUACCGUCCGGUAUUUACUGCAGAUUUGAUCACGGUCUAUCCGAAAUCAGGAGGCGAAAAAAAAGCAUCGUUCAUUCGAGAAUUUAGCGAGGAUCAAAUGUUGAGCCAAAACAUUCGCUUUUUCUUCCCCGAUGGCUGCGUCUCGAAAAAAGAAUUGGAACAGGCAGCUUCAGUUACUAGACCGGUUUACGUUCCACCGCCAACAACGACAACAACACCAAGGCCAACGAUCACUACCACGCGUAGAACAACGACUACAACGCGAGAACCAAAAUGUGUUUGCACUUGUACGUAAGACAUUUCUUUUUGUCAACUAACUUUGUAUAACCAAGAAAAUAAAUCGCGGCAUAAUCUCAAAACAGAAUUUUUUGUGUUAAAAACGACAUAAAAACGAAUUGCAUAAUCA